Messenger RNA from Anas platyrhynchos (mallard), 747 nucleotides. Its product is annotated as trypsin I-P1. Gene Ontology annotation, molecular function: serine-type endopeptidase activity. The record is from RefSeq and is marked provisional. Gene Ontology annotation, biological process: proteolysis. NCBI's taxonomy places the organism in Eukaryota, Metazoa, Chordata, Aves, Anseriformes, Anatidae.
AUGAAAUACAUACUGUUUGUCGCCUUUGUUGGUGUGGCUGUUGCCUUCCCCAUCAGUGAUGAUGAUGAUGACAAGAUUGUGGGAGGCUACACCUGUACAAAGAACUCUAUUCCAUAUCAGGUGUCCCUGAAUUCUGGGUAUCACUUCUGUGGAGGUUCUCUCAUCAGCAGCCAGUGGGUCCUGUCAGCGGCUCACUGCUACAAGUCUUCCAUCCAAGUGAAACUUGGGGAACACAACCUGGCAUCCCAAGAAGGCACUGAGCAGACCAUAAGUUCAUCUAAAGUCAUCCGCCACUCUGGCUACAACGCCUACACGCUGGACAACGACAUUAUGCUCAUCAAACUUUCCAAAGCAGCCACACUCAACUCCUAUGUCAACACAGUUCCUCUUCCUACCAGCUGUGUGGCCACUGGCACCACAUGCCUAAUCUCUGGAUGGGGCAACACACUCAGCAGUGGCAGUCUGUAUCCAGAUAACUUGCAGUGCCUGAGAGCUCCUGUACUCUCCUCAAGCCAGUGCAGCAGUGCCUACCCCGGCCAAAUUACUAGCAACAUGAUAUGUGUAGGAUACCUGGAAGGAGGGAAAGACUCCUGCCAGGGGGAUUCUGGUGGUCCAGUAGUCUGCAAUGGGCAACUCCAAGGUAUUGUUUCCUGGGGCAUUGGAUGUGCACAGAAAGGCUAUCCUGGAGUUUACACUAAGGUUUGCAAUUAUGUCUCCUGGAUCCAAUCAACUAUUGCUGCCAACUGA